Molecule: messenger RNA, 2150 nt
Organism: Vombatus ursinus (common wombat)
Lineage: Eukaryota; Metazoa; Chordata; Mammalia; Diprotodontia; Vombatidae
Gene: DGAT1
Product: diacylglycerol O-acyltransferase 1
Exons: 17
Coding region: 35-1549 (504 amino acids)
Biological process (GO): triglyceride biosynthetic process
Cellular component (GO): endoplasmic reticulum membrane
Molecular function (GO): diacylglycerol O-acyltransferase activity
Source: RefSeq, a predicted model, not a curated record
CUCGCUGGCAGUGGCUGAGGUUGAGGCCGAGGAGAUGGGGGACCGAGGUGGCGCGGGCGGCUCUCGGCGCCGGAGGACGGGCUCGCGGACAGCGAGCGGGGGUAGCGGUGGUGGCGGGACAUCAGGGAGCCAGACCGAGGAGGAGCUACGGGCGGCGGCGGGAGCGGGAGCAGACGCAGGCGGCGGGGGGGACACCCCGACCCCGACCGCAGCCCCGGCUUGCACCCGGACACCCUCAGAGGAAGGAGACGGAGAGGGCGUGGGCCCCCCAGACUUGAGGUGCCACCGGUUGCAGGAAUCUUUGUUCAGCUCAGCUAGUGGAUUCAGCAACUACCGAGGUAUCCUGAACUGGUGUGUGGUGAUGCUGAUCUUGAGCAAUGCUAGAUUAUUUUUGGAAAACAUCAUCAAGUACGGCAUUCUAGUGGACCCAAUCCAGGUGGUGUCGUUGUUCCUGAAGGAUCCCUACAGCUGGCCCUCCUUGUGCCUCAUUAUAGUAGCCAAUGGGUUUGCAUUAGCUGCCUUCCAAGUGGAGAAGCGUCUGGCUGUGGGCACCAUCACAGAGCGGGUGGGGCUGCUUCUCUACGUGGCCAACCUGCUCACCAUGCUCUGCUUCCCUGCAGCUGUGGUCUUUAUGGUUAAAUCUAUUACACCAGUGGGUUCAGUGUUUGCUCUGGGUGUCUACACUGUUCUCUUCCUCAAGAUGGUCUCCUACUACCAUGUCAACCUGUGGUGCAGGCAGUACAGGGCCAAGAGCCAAGCAGCCUCAGGAACCAAAAAGGCCAAUGGGAAUGUGGUGUCCAAUGGGGUGAAGUACCCUGCCAAUUUGACUUAUCGAGAUCUGUACUACUUCCUGUUUGCCCCCACUCUGUGCUAUGAGCUCAACUUCCCUCGAUCCCCCCGGAUCCGGAAACGCUUCCUGUUACGCAGGCUCUUUGAGAUGCUUUUCUUCACUCAGCUACUGGUGGGGCUCAUCCAGCAGUGGAUGGUCCCCACCAUUCAGAACUCCAUGAAGCCAUUCAAGGAUAUGGACUAUUCCCGUAUCAUAGAGCGGCUUUUGAAGUUGGCAGUUCCCAACCACUUUAUCUGGCUCAUUUUUUUCUACUGGUUCUUCCACUCCUGCCUCAAUGCUGUGGCUGAACUCAUGCAGUUUGGUGACCGAGAGUUCUAUAGAGACUGGUGGAACUCAGAGUCAGUCACUUACUUUUGGCAGAACUGGAAUAUUCCUGUCCACAAAUGGUGCCUCAGACACUUCUACAAGCCAGUGAUGAAGAUGGGGGUCAAUAAGUGGAUGGCUAAAAUUGGUGUGUUCCUGGCUUCAGCCUUCUUUCAUGAGUACCUUGUGAGUGUCCCCCUCAGGAUGUUCCGGCCUUGGGCCUUCACUGGCAUGAUGGCACAGAUCCCUCUAGCCUGGGUCGUGGGCCGAUUCCUUCAGGGGAACUAUGGCAAUGCAGCAGUGUGGUUGUCUUUGAUCAUCGGGCAGCCUGUGGCUGUGCUUAUGUAUGUCCAUGACUACUACGUGCUCAACUAUGAGGCCCAGCCGACCUCCUAAGCCCCAGACGUGGCCUUGUGUUGGGGAAACUCCAGGAACAUUAAGGGACAGGGCAGGGUGAUCCCUGCUCCGACAGCUGAAUUGCAGCUAUCUCCGUGGCACUUUAUGAAAGACUUGUCCUUUGUCUGAGGGCUUUGAUUCUACUGGUUCUGUCCUAAUUGAUUGGGAGUACAGAAGUUCUCUCAUCCCUCUUGGGUUUGCCCCCUUGGAGUUCCUGUCUUCUCUUUCCCACCUUUAGUUCAUCCCUAAGAAAGGGGAAAAGACCCAUCCUGUUCCUGUAGGGGUUGUCACCAUAUCCACUGUCUCUUACCCUAGGGCAUUUGUCCAUGUCGGGGAGGGAUAGAGCAGUCUUGGCCUUGUGGGUUUGGUUUCUCCUGGCUCCCUUCUCCUUUUGGUAUGAGGAUGUUGUCCUCCUGGGGUUUCUGUCCUCCCCCAACCCUCAUGUCCCCACUGACCUCAGAAUGUGUGGGCCUUGAAUGGCUCUGUCCCCAGCCCAAGGAGGAGGGAUUGGAGUUCUCUUCCCAGGACUGGUCUUGAUAGUGACUUUUUAAUGAUUCUGUCCACGUGACCAAGUCUGUCAUUAAAGCAAUGUCCAAAGUGA